AUGCGAUGUUCUAUAUCUGAAUGUUAUCUUUUUGAUGAUAUUUUACUAAUGAAACAGGAAAAAGGAGAUUUUUGUGAAAAAAAUAUAACAUUAUUUAAGCAAAAAAUUAUUUAUAAUAAGCUUUAUAGCAUAUACAAAAAGGCUCUAAAUAAAGCUUUGAAAAACAAGUCAAAAUCUUUACAGCUAAUUGAUUUAUUUCAAGAUUUUGCUAAAGAGGAUAAUACUGAUAAUGAAUCAGAUUCUAAUAAAGGCUAA
Messenger RNA from Cetraspora pellucida, 255 nucleotides. NCBI's taxonomy places the organism in Eukaryota, Fungi, Glomeromycota, Glomeromycetes, Diversisporales, Gigasporaceae. The record is from the annotation of a GenBank genome assembly.